UUGUCAGCUAUCUGCGUGCAGUGUUUUUCCCCGCUGUUUACAGGUGUGCGUCCAUGUGAAUGGCACAGUUUAUAUUACUGUUCAAUCCUUGCUGCAGGUGGCUGAUAUACUGAUCUUGCCUGCACAGUGCUGAUUAUUUUAUCAGGCAAAGGAAUAUUAAGCGCCCCUUUGUAAACAAACAUUUAUGAGUGGGGCCCAGCUGACUGGCUUGUGAAGAAAAGGUGCAGAAAGAUUCUCUUCUCACGCCGUUUCACCUCAACAGCGUUCAUGCUGACUGAAAUGACAAGCUGUUUUAUCGAAAAUGACUCUGUAGGUUCAAUCAGUCUGUCUGAAUUAUCCAGCUCAUCAUCUGUGUCUGACAGAGCAUGUGUUCACUGGGGUUGUGUGCUCAGUGGCUCUGAGACCACAGCUGUCUUUCAAGCAGAAAAUGACCUUCUGGAGAACCAGUUUUUCAUCAAAACGAUAUGUCUUAGUGAGGAGGCAGGAGAGGAGAUGCAUAUAGUGGCCGUCUGUGACGGUGUCGGAGCUUCCAAACCGUUGCCCAUUGCCACCCUCCGCCACUGUAUGCCAAUGAUCAGUUUUCCCGGUUUGGAGCUUAUUCCCCCUGUCACCUUUAAACUGUGCUCGGGUAAAGGACCCGUGUUCAUCUCUGCUCAGCAUAUAACAUUGAAUCCCAUUGAGAUGACAGAGGGGGAGGAGGAGGAUGAGGAUGAAGAUGAUUAAAUGCCAGUGAUGAAAGCUUAUUUUGACUGUUUGAACCAUAAUGGGUCCUGUGGGACAGUGAUUGUGCCAGUAUUUGUUACUGAAGCAUCACAGUGUUUGUCAACAUUAAAAAACUAUUAAGUUCAAGUGUUUUAAUGCUAAUGAAAGAGAGUAAUAAAAUACGAGUCUCAAAGUGUAAAUAAUACCACACGAUUUUAUCGGAUGUAUUUUUUCCCUAUAUGUAGACCGAGAUGCAUACCUACUUGUACACAAAA
Molecule: messenger RNA, 977 nt
Organism: Sinocyclocheilus rhinocerous
Lineage: Eukaryota; Metazoa; Chordata; Actinopteri; Cypriniformes; Cyprinidae
Product: nucleoplasmin ATPase-like
Exons: 5
Coding region: 268-723 (151 amino acids)
Biological process (GO): chromatin remodeling
Cellular component (GO): cytoplasm; nucleolus; nucleoplasm
Molecular function (GO): histone binding; chromatin binding; RNA binding
Source: RefSeq, a predicted model, not a curated record